Molecule: messenger RNA, 7163 nt
Organism: Fonticula alba
Lineage: Eukaryota; Rotosphaerida; Fonticulaceae
Exons: 4
Coding region: 69-7163 (2364 amino acids)
Biological process (GO): phosphorelay signal transduction system; protein autophosphorylation
Molecular function (GO): histidine phosphotransfer kinase activity; phosphorelay sensor kinase activity
Source: RefSeq, a predicted model, not a curated record
CCCCUUCCCCUUUUUCGCUUGUUGCCUUUCGCCGUCGUCCCUUGUCGAUUGCCAUCGCCAGCCGCUCCAUGUCCACAGCACGGCCAGCAGGCAUCCCGGCUCCUACAUCGGAGCCCGUGGCCUCCGCGUCGGGGCAGCUCCCGCCCGCCGAGCAGGCUGCUGGCGAUGAACACCUGCCCAUCUUCGAUGGGCGACCCAUUCGCCCGAUCCCUCUGGUCACAUUCACCAGUCCAGCCACCGGCCAAGAGACGACCCUCCUCCGGGGCAUCCCGGCCGAUGGGGGAGCCAUCCAAACUGUGGUCAGCCCCGGCCGGCAUGCCCGCUACAUCAUGGAAAGCCCGGCUCAGAUACAGCGCGCCCAAUUUGGCCUCGAGGCGCGAGUGGCCCUUGCUACGACCGCCAUGACUUCCGCCAUCCCCGAUGCCGAGCAGUCCGCCUUUGGACCACGGCGGUCGUCACCUCCCAACACCCUGGAGGACCUCCAUCCGAUCGCUGUGGCCCGGUCUUUUGACACAUACAGCUCCCCGCCGACGGUCUUUCUCAACCCCGAUCGUGGGCGUGACCGGCAACGCGCGCCGUCCCUCGACAGUGCUCCCCCCUCGGCCGUGCUGUCCCCCCCGCCUUCCGGGUCUUCCGGGUCUUCCGGGUCUUCCGGUUCGUCUGGCUCGGACGUGGGAGUCGACUCCGAGUCUGAAGCCUUCUCUGUAUCAUCGACCUCGUCAGCUCCCAAUACCUCGGCUGAUAGCCAGGCCAUUGAGCAGGCAAUCAGCUCGGCCAUGCAGCUGCCACCCUUCAUCUCGCCGGUCAUCAUGUUCCCCAUUCCGGCCCUGAUGCAGCCGCCAAAGCCCGUCCCCGCGCCAGAUCUGGCGCCCACGCCAGCCCACCCGCCGGCCAUGAUAUCGGCUCCCCUUUCUGCUGGGCGUACCAACAAUCUCCCUCCACGUAGGCCCUCCUAUCAAUUGGACUCCUGCAAGGCCUGCUACUGCCAUAUGUGCACCUGCAGCUGCCAUCCCUCGGAGCACCAGCAUCGGGCGGUGUCCGAUGCUUUUGAUGCCUUCCCUCGCCGGCCGCCUCCCUCGCCGGCCGCUCCCUGCUCUGUGGACCCUCCAGAAAUCCCACCCUCUUCGACCAAUCCCCAUGGCAAUGACAACGAUCAGGAUGCCGACAAGGACAGCCUCGUGGCUUCCCUGCGUGCUCAUAUCAAGGACCUAGAGGCCCGGCUGAAGCGGUCCGAGACCCAGCGGUUCUGGUUUCGCGAGGCCCUGGAUCGCCUGCCGCUCGGAGUGCACAUCAUGCAGCGUCCCGACCCGGAGGACCGCUAUGGCUGGGAGCUGGUGUACGCCAAUCGCCAGGCUCGAGCCUUCAAUGGCCUGGAGGAGUCCAGCUACGCCGACUAUCGGCUGGCCGAUGUGCAUGGUGUUGCCGGGCUGGAGCCUUUCCUCAGCCUCUUCGAAAGGACCAUCGCCACUCGGGCGCCGGUGCGCUUCAGUGAUGCCUUCAUCGAGAGCCGCGGCACCGAGGGUCGCUUUUAUGCGGUCGAUGUGACGGCUUUCGAUGAGUGCACGCUCUUUUCGGUGCUUUCGGCCGAAAGCGAGCUGCACUUCCGCCGGACGGACUUCGAAAAGCGCAUUGAUCAUGCCGAGCAGGUCCGCGCGCGUUUUCUUUCCCUCCUGAGCCACGAGCUCCGGACGCCUCUCAAUGCCCUGCGCGGGGUAUUGGACAUCCUUCUGGAUUCGAUCCAGCGGCAGGGAGUGGCCGGGUCGGCCCCACUGCCAUCAUCCCUCCCCGACCGUGGCAGUAUGUUUUCCUCCUCUUGCGAAUGGUCCUCCUCCGAUGAGCGUGAGCCCCCGGCGGCCUCCUCCCUCUCUUCCUUCUCGCCUGCCUCGUCGUCGGGCAGCGAUUCGGGCUCCGGCGUCGGCCAUCUGGUUCGCAGCGGCUUCCAACGCCCGCCGCCGCUCGUCCAUGGUCCGGCUUCUUCGCACCCGGCCCCGGGCCCACUCUCGCAAUCCAAGAUCCGUUCGUACCUGGAGAUGUGUCGCGAGAGUUGCCACAAGCUGUCAACCAGUUUUUCGCAGCUUCUGUCCCUGGCGGAGAUUGAGUCUGGCGAGGGGGGCGAGACGCCUACCCUCCGCCCGGUGGCCAUUCUCCAGCUGGCACACAAUGCCCUCAGUGACGCCAUGCACUCCGAGCGCGAGCGUCUUUCGCACUUGCUCCUUUCGCCGAAUGACAGUCCCCUCGGGCUUUCCAUCCUACCCUUCCUGCACCCGGAGACGCUGGCUCUCUCAGUGGCCGGGCGCCGGUCGGCCGAGGCCUGGCUUGCGCGUCUUGCCUCUCCCGAGGCUACGAUGACCAACGGGCAAGACACGGCCACCCAGCGGCGCCAAAUCACGAAGGCCAUCCUGCUCAGGCGUCUGCUUGAAUAUCUGUCCAGUCCGGCCCCCGGGACCGGGCUGCCUCUGCCUGGCCCGGCCCCAGUGUCGGUCUCGGUGGCAGCCUCGGCCGACUUUGCCUGCAGUGAGAGCCUGCCCGAGUCGGCCCUGCUGGCGUGCUUCGAGCCCUCGGCCGGCUCUGGGGCCACUCCCGGCCAGGCGUCCAGCGGUGAUGGGCAGUCCACACUGCCCGGUGGCGAUUCCACGGUCCCCUGUUUCGUUGUCGGUGGUCUGGUGUCCAAGCCGGUGUCCUUCGAUCCGACAACGCACUCGGACCCGAAUGUCACCACGUUAGAUGGGCCGCUGGCUGGCACCGCCGGUCACGGGGCCGAAAACACCGAACGCCUGCUUUCGGCCCUGGUGGCUCUGUCAGGCAUGGCCGUCGAUGUUGACCUCUCCCUGGCCGCUUCUGCCCGGGCCAUGGCGUCGGAUGUGGUUCUCGGAUCGCCUGGGCGUCUGUCACGGGCCCUUACCAACUUGGUGACCAAUUCCCUGCACUACACCCGGUCCGGGACCAUCUUGGUUCAUGUGGACAUCGAGCCGAAUCUCUCCGCCGGCUGUGUGGCACCUCCCUCCCUGGCUGGAGCCCCGCCGGGGGAUCUUUGCACCUUGAGCAUCAAGGUCAUGGAUCGCGGCCGUGGUAUCGCUGUCGGGGACAUGUCCUCCAUCCUUGUGCCCUUCUUCCGGGGCACCAAUGCCCACUGUGCCAAUGCCCACUUUGCUCCCUCCUCGGGGCCUGGGGAAUUCGACGCAGCCACUUCCUCGGCCAGCCCCACGAGCGGGGCCAAUUCCGCGCCGGCCGUCGACUCGUCGCGCUUCGGCGAUCCGGCCUACAUCGCCACCCUACCGGCACUUAUGCAGCAUCGCAUCGCUACUCUGUCUCAUACUACUGGGGCUGUUCUAGCCACCGCCGCUGAGGCCGUCCCCAAAGAGGAGAUGGGCACGGUCUGCAGCAGCCCCACGAACGACUGUCCGGAGUCCGUGGCCGCUGGCCCGGCCGAUGGACAGAUCGACGAGCCAGAGCCUCUCUUCCUUGGUGCCCCGCUGGCCGGGGAUUUGCCGCUGGAGGAAACCUCCACCUCGGCGUCUCUCGUCAACUUGACCACCGGCCGGGUCCCGAUCACGGGUGUCAACCCCCUCCGUCGGGGCGAGGUGCCCCCCUCGACCCCGGCCCCCGCCGGGACCGUGUCACCUUCGCCAUCAAGCACGUCGGUUGCCUCUUCGAUGUCCUCGACUUCCCGUCCUCCGGUGCUUCCCACUUGUGCCCCGGAUUGCGAGGAGGCCGUGCCCCCGGAGGGCCCUCCGGUUAUGCCGGCCUCCAGCCAGCCAAGUCCAACCUCCUCGUCGGUCCCGACCGGGCCUUCUCCCCUGCUGGCAUCACUGGUUGGGGAUUUCCCCUGUGUCCCUUCUUCCCGCGCCUCGACCCUCUGGCCGCGGGCACAGCAAUUUGAUCCCCAGGGCCAGCCUCUGCCAACGGCCUUCUCCCCGGCCGAGGACUUCACAUCCAGCGAUCUGGUCAAGCGGGCCCUCCUGCACUUGGAUUACUACCGGUCGGCAGUCACCGCCCUGGAGGGGACCUAUCCUCCGGUGGAUGGGCCUGGCCUGGGGCUAAUCAUUACCCGGGAUCUAUGCCACAUGGCUGGCGGCUUGUUGGAGGUCCGCGCGGCCGAGGACUUUGGGGCCAUUUUCCACUUGAAAUGGCCCGUUGUCCGGACAUCGGCGUCUGUUGGUGCUGUUGGUGCUGGUGCUGGUGCUGGUGCCGCUUCCUCGACCGCCUCUCCGGCCAACACGCCCACCAUCCCGAAGAUGGCCUCUGCCGCUUUGGGGGUCCCCAUUGAGGCGAUGAAGGGCCCGAUGGAUUCCGGGCCUCCCACCGGGGCCAAGCCUCCUGUCGACAUCACGAUCCCCCCUGGUCCGGGUGUCGCUCCGAGCCAGGCUCCCAGCAGCGGCCUCCAUCCCGGGCCCAUGGGCCCGGUCCUUGCCACCACUCCUCUCGUGGACUCGGCCGACUCGUACUUCCUGUCGCCCCAUGCGGCGCGGACGCUGCGCUCGGCCUUCUUACACCUGGUGGACCGGCCAUACUCCCGGCACAAGGCCGUCAUCCGCAUGUGGCUGGACCAAAUGGCUGGCGGCGAUGGCCAUGUCACCGGGUCAUACUAUGACCGGGCUGUCCCCAUCAGCGUGCCGAACUUCUCCCGUUCCAAGCUGGGAUUCCUGCAGGGGGCCCCGCCGAUGGACAUGUCUGCCCCCUUGAGUCGCGGUCCGGAGGUCCAAUGUGCGCUGUCCCUCGCCGAGCUCCCCGAGCCGGGGCACAUCUCGCCAACCGGCCGGCCGGAGCUGCUCUUGGUCAAUGAGGCGGUGCUCUUUUCGCGACUCAUGCCGCUGAUCGAUCCGCAGGCUCUUGCUUUGUUGGAUUUGUCACCUGGCAGCGCGGCGGCUGACCGUGGAGAUCGGGUGACCGUCGCCGCGGCCGCGGCCAUUUCCCGCCAGCCCGAGACCGAAGCCCGGGCUGGGGAGGUGAGUGGCCGGUUCUCGGUGUCCGGCAUUCGUCUUGUCGAUGCCCCUAUCCUGUCGGAGAUGUUCCCCAUUUCCGAGGAGCUUCUCCGGCGCCAGGGAGCCGAGUGCAUGGGAGAAAGCCAUGGCGACUGCCGUGGCACACCGGCCCCCGGGGCCGAUGGGAGUGGCGAAAGCUCGCUUCCCGGCUGUUCGUGUGCUCAUUGCCCGGUUUCGGCUCGCGUUCUCCGGCACAGCUGGAAGCAUGGCCAUUGCCCUGUGGAGCCGCUUUCGCCGACGGAUGUGUUGCUGGGACUGCUGCGUGUCGAUCGGCCGUCUGUCCUGCUGAUUGACACUCACCGGGUGCCCUUCUGGCGACGUCUGUCUUCUUGGAUUGAGGACCUUUCGCUGGGGGAUUCCCCCCCCUCGGAGUCGCCCUUCCGACGGAUUGCCGUCAUUUGCAAGCCCAUCUCCCCGGUGAACUUGGUGCCGGCCAUGGAAUUCAUCCUUGGCGAUCCGAUGUUUGAACAGCAUCCGACCAGCGCAUCGGCCCUUGCUGCUGACACCACUCCGGCCAUCCCCCUGAAGCUCUUCCUCCAGGAGAAUCUCCCGGCCAUCGGGGCGUCUCCCGGCGGUGGGAGCCCGUCCGGGGGGUUGGCCAUCGCCGCGCACCAUCCCGCACAAACUCUCCCCCUGUCGCCGGUCGGUGUUGGCGUACUCCGUAUGGCUUCCUCCUUCUCGUCUUCCUUCGAGUCUGCAUCCAGUGGAGCCGAGCUCGAGGCCGAUCUCGACCCGUCGAUUUCCAUGGUCCCGGGAAUGCCGGCCCCGGGGUUGUGCCUGUUGGAUGAGCUCGUCGUGCCAGCUCCCACUCCUUGUCCCCUGGCGCUUGCUCGCCCGCCGCCCGUGCUUCCUCCUCCCCUCCUGACGGGGCCCAUUCCUCCGCAUGACGACUCCAAUUGCCGGCACUGUGCCGGCCUCGGCGAGGGGGUCACCUCGCGACCGUGUCCCCAUUCUUCGCUGCCGGUUGCCGGCGCCUCGGCAUUGGUGGCGGAUGGGUCUACAUCGCCCACAUCGCCGCGAGGGUGUGUUGCCGGCGCCCCGAUCGUGCCGGCGACCACGAGCACCACCGCUCUCGCUGUGGUUGCCCCACCCCCGAGGCCGACGAUCAUGUUCAGCCCGCCGCCAGUGCGCCUGGCAGACCGGCCCCCUCCGCGAGAUGACGGGCCACUGGUUCUCUGUGUCGAUGACAACAAUCUCAACAUGCUGGUCCUCCAGCGACUGGUCCAAUCGGCUGGCUGCCGGACCGUCUCGGCGCGCAGUGGAUUUGAUGCCAUUCGUGCGUGCCUGCAGCAUUCCUUCGCCAUUAUCCUCAUGGACUUGGCCAUGCCGGAGAUCGAUGGCUACGACACGUCGCUGCUGAUCCGCGACUUGCAUGGGCGCCUUCGCCCGGGUCCGGUUUCAGCCAUCGGUCCAGAUCCGGGACCUGGGGCCGGUGGCGCUGGGGCUGGGGCUGGUGCUUCCGGCACGUCGUCUCUGUCAUCCAGCUGCAGCUCGGACAUCGGGUCCUCGCUUGAGGAUGAAUGUAGCGAUGAGGGCGAAUGGUUUUCCACCAUGCCGACUGGCAUCAUGGAGAAGGGCGCACUUCGCCGGUCGUCCGGCAUUUUGGCUUCCCUCCAGCAGUCCGGGCGACCGGUCUCGACGGAGGCCGAAGCUGCUGGCUUCGGGCCGCAAAUUCCCCUUCCCCUGGCCCCGGAGGCCGGUCCCGCUAGCAGUGCCCUGCCAGGUGCCCUGACGUCAGUGGGCAUGUCUUCCGGCUCGCCGACUCCGACCACGGCCGCCAUCAACCACCCCGGCCCCGAGGCUCACACCUCCCCGACGGGAAUGAGUAGCACGAGCAGCGGCCUGGCCCUGCUGCCCGCUUCUCCAUCCCGCCUGGCUGCCUUCGAUCAGCGUGUCUGGGCCAUCAUCCAACGAGAGCGCGCCGAGGCCGGGCUUCGGUCCUCUCCCCUCCAGGUGGCGGCAUUUGAGCCGGUCACCCAGCCACCCUGCCCCGAUCAGCAGCUGCUGGCACAUUUGCGCCACAAUUCCACCACACCCAUUAUCGCUGUCUCAGCCAACACCACGACCGCCGACCGGCGGCGGGCCUUUGAGUCAGGCAUGAAGUCCUUCAUCGGAAAGCCCAUUGCUCGGGCGUGUUUGCUCGAUAUCCUCCAGAAGUACGCCGGCUGGCCCGGCCAGUGA